CCCUCGUCUUGUCUGUCUCCUCCCCUCUCCCUCUUUUAAACUCCCUUCUGGGUUGUUCCUCGAUUCCCCGGCUCCUAGGAAUCGUUCAGGCUGUUUCCGUUGCCUCCCCCUUGACCUCCCCCUUACCAACCCCGAUGGCAUCCUUCAUGCAGUCUCUGCCGGUCUGCUCGGCUUCUCGCAAGCAGUCAACCGCUGUUCCCUUCUAUCUGCACAAAGCUUCACAGUCUAGAGUCUCGUCAGGGACGCGUAGCUCCUUCUCCUCGCUAUGUUCUUCAGCUAGAUUGACCCCCUCUCAACUCACUUCUCGUCACUCCUCCCAAAUUAUCUCUCAGCCCCAGGUUGCCGCCCAGCAAUGUCGGACUUUCCUCGUUCAACUCAAGCGGCAAUCUCAGACACUCAAGGAAACCCCGGUAUCGCAACCGCCGCCCAACCUGCAACUCACAAACCUCCCUUAUUUCAUCCGUCGCACAGCCUCCAAUCAACUCCCCGUAUAUCUCGUCACUAAGGCCGGCGGUACCAAGCAACAAACCAAGCUCCAGAAGACUGAAGGCGAUCUGGAUGCCCUGAGGAACGAUCUGGCGCAGUACCUGGGACUGGAGUCGGGUGACCCCCGCGCUCCCAAGAGCCCGGAUGUGACCAUUAACCGUCUUAACGGUCACAUCAUUGUCAAGGGCUGGCGCAAACCUGAGAUCCUGAAGUUCCUCCAGGAACGCAACUUCUAAGCAAAACGACAAGAGAAUAAACCGGAGUCAUCCCUGGAUCCCUUUCGCUCCUCUUCUACUAUCAAAC
Molecule: messenger RNA, 789 nt
Organism: Aspergillus costaricaensis CBS 115574
Lineage: Eukaryota; Fungi; Ascomycota; Eurotiomycetes; Eurotiales; Aspergillaceae
Product: mitochondrial 54S ribosomal protein mL49
Exons: 3
Coding region: 135-722 (195 amino acids)
Biological process (GO): translation
Cellular component (GO): ribosome; mitochondrial large ribosomal subunit
Molecular function (GO): structural constituent of ribosome
Source: RefSeq, a predicted model, not a curated record